AUGAAAGAUAAGUUGCAUGUUGAUGAAGAAUAUGCAAUUUACUUUAACAAAACAUACAGUAACAAUGCAAUGAGAUAUCAUGUGUUGAAAACUAGUAGUAUUGAUAAUAUUUCAUAUCCUUCCUAUGAUUUUAUGAUGUUGAAUGUGACAAGCAUACAGAAGGAGGGUUAUGGAAUUAUUGACACAAUGGUUGUAGAUCAUGGUAAUGGUGGACUUUUAAUAAAUAAUGCAAUCAAACCCAAUUUAAAAACCAAUGGGAGUCUUAGCUGGUCAAUUCAAGGCUUGUGGUUUCGUUUUAUACAAUCUCUUCUUAUGCAAGAAUUAAAUAUGACAGCAAAUGGAACUUUUUUUGAGUCACCUGUUCUUAAAGUUAAUUUUGAGGAGCCAAAAACUGUUAAUUCAGGAAAAUCACUUAAUAGUUAUUUUGAUUCUGAUGUUAAAUUUAACUCAACACUUAGCUUGUAUGCUUUAAUUGACUGUGCUAGUGUAGUUGAAGCAAGUGGAACCCUUAAUAUUGCUGAAAUGAAUCCUUGGUGGGGAGGAGUUGAAUUUGGAGAAAAACUUCCUAAUAAUAGUUUUUUAGUAAGUGAAAAUACUCUUUUGUUACCAGCAGGAACUUCCAACAUAUGGGAUAUCGAUGCAAAUGCUGCUUCUGCUCCUGUUAUUGCAGUUGACAUGAUGCGUAAGCUUGAGGAUAGUUUAAAAGGUUAUCGAGGAGAUGGGAUUGGAAAUUUGGCGUUAUUACAACAAUGGAAAGAAGAGGGAUUAACUGAAAAGGAUAUAAGUGGUAUGUACAAACGCCAGUGGAAUGAUAUUAUGAUCAAUAUGGUGACUCCUACCAACCAGGCUAAAAUCGUUGGUACCACUCAAUUUACGGUGAACAAAACAUGCUAUGAUGUACAGUUUGCUACACAGUACUUGAUAGCCAUGUUUGGUCUAAUAAUUAUAUUCUACAUACUUUUAGCAAGCCUUAGAAAUGUAGAUGCUUUCAAUUCAUUGAUUAAAAUUAGACAUGUCGUUCAACAAAUGGAUCUUGGUAAAGUAAUAAUAAAUGUACUGGAAUAUGGAGAGGCAAACACAGUUGGCCCAUCACAAUAG
Molecule: messenger RNA, 1098 nt
Organism: Entrophospora sp. SA101
Lineage: Eukaryota; Fungi; Glomeromycota; Glomeromycetes; Entrophosporales; Entrophosporaceae
Source: the annotation of a GenBank genome assembly